CGCUCCAGUCUGGGCCCGCGCUACAGCCCGGAGCAGCACGGGAGGGCUCCGGGAGGAGUGGGCAGACAGCGAGGGGGGCACGUACGCCAGGGGGCGCGCCAGUCCGAGGGGGUGAGCUGCCAGCAUAGGGGUAGCUUCACCUCUGGAAUUAGGGCUGCAAAGAAGAGGGGGUGCAAGCCAGUCCAACGCACAUCUGGAAGAAAGCAGGGGGGCCCAAGGGCGGUGGCGCCAGCCGAGAGGCGCGCAGGACGCACAUCUGGAACCAAGGAGCGGUCGUGCAGCUGGAUCCAGAAAGGAGCUCAGAACGCACAGCUGGGACUUAGGGGUGGGGUGGUGGGCUAGCACCUCGAACAGCUGCAAGAGAAGGAGAGGGCGUCCGCACAGCUGGACUAAGGCAGGGGGCGGGGCCCAGCGUAGACAGCUGGAAGUGGGAGGGGCGCUCCCCGCUGGGAGCCGGAGAAUGGAACUGUGAGCCUAAAAGAGAGGGGCAGGUGAAGGGGGCAGGGUGGUACCCCAAGAGGAAGGGGGAAGGAAGAUGCAGCUCACUCGCUGCUGCUUCGUGUUCCUGGUGCAGGGCAGCCUUUAUCUGGUCAUCUGUGGCCAAGAUGACUCCCCCCAUGGAUCUGAUGACCCUGAACAUGAUGAUGCUGAGGGACAACCUCGGUCCCGGGUGCCUCGGAAACGGGGACAUCUCUCCCCCAAGACCCGUCAGAUUACCAGCUCCACACUCCUUGGGCUGUUGGCUCCACCAGGGGAGUCAUGGGGGGAUCCAGGACAGCCCCCUGCCCAUACCCACCAUAAUGCCGCAUCUCCUGCCAAGCUGAAAAAAAUCUUUGGCUGGGGCGACUUCUAUUCCAACAUCAAGACAGUGGCACUGAAUCUACUGGUCACAGGGAAGAUUGUGGACCACGGCAAUGGUACCUUUAGUGUCCACUUCCAGCAUAAUGCCACUGGUCAAGGGAAUAUCUCAGUCAGCCUAGUACCCCCCAGCAAGGCUGUGGAGUUCCAUCAAGAGCAGCAGAUCUUCAUUGAAGCCAAAGCAUCCAAGAGUUUCAAUUGCCGGGUGGAGUGGGAGAAGGUGGAUCGGGGCCGGCGGACCUCCCUCUGCACUCAUGACCCUGCCAAAACCUGCUCCCGAGACCACACACAGAGCUCAGCCACCUGGAACUGCUCCAAGCCCUUCAAGGUCAUUUGUAUCUAUAUCGCCUUCUACAGCACAGAUUAUCGGCUAGUCCAGAAGGUGUGCCCAGACUACAACUACCAUAGUGAUGCCCCCUACUAUCCUUCUGGGUGAUGCCCUGGGUGGGUAGAGGGGAGGGCUUUCAGGGACCUUCCCUCUUUCCACCAGGGGCUGAAGGGGAUUGUACCACCAGAGGAAGAGGAGACCUAGGGGGGAUGGGGUAGGAAAGAGACUGGAUUUCCAGACAGGAAGGGAUAGUGGAAGCAGAAUUGUGGGGUAUGGUUAAAGUCAAGGAAGAAGGAAAAAGAAGAAAGCUUUGGAGUGGGAGCUAUUGAGUAACCUUAAUCAUGUGAAAAGGAGAAGGAAUGGGUUCUAGGUAACUGACCCUCACUGGAGACUAUGAGUCGUGGGUAGACAUUGAGUUCCAGAGGUCUGGGGAGAACAGGUUAGGGAAGCCUCUGGCAAAGAGCUUGUCAAAUAUCUCUAGGGAUCAAGUGAUAUAGAGGCACCUAGAACCUUAGUUCCUUGGCCACUGUACUCAAGAAGAGACAGACAUGAAAUGAUGGAUAUCUUCAGAGAAAAUAGUUGAAAGGGUUCAAGGAAGUUUGCAGUCAAGAAAAGGGCAUUUCCAAUAGCCUGAGUGGAAACACUGAAGAUGAAUUCAGGUCAGAACAAAGACAUCCUAGUGGUUGAGAAUUGUCAGCAUCUAGUCCUUGAAGGCCAGUCGAGUGAAAUGGGAGGGAUAAUCAUAAAUUGUCAAGGUCUCAGUUAAUGGAGCACAUCCCCCCCCCAAUCCCUCAUCCUCAAGAGCCACUCUGCCCUGCUAAUAAGGAUCCUCCCACUCUCAGACAUUGUUGAGAGGCAUACUCUGUGAUUCGAUAGGUUUUGCUAGGGUAUGGGAAGAGGAAAGUAUUCUAACCUCAGCAAAAGAUUCUCUGGGCACAGAUGGAAAGACAUUCAGACAUUGUACUGUUAAUGAUCUCUCCUACUCUGCCCCCCAAGGCCUCCUGAAUCCCCUCCUCUUGUAUUGGGUAUGUAUCCCCAAGGGAGCAAGCUGAGGAGGGAAGACACCUGAGUUCCCUCUGCAAACUUUGCUUCUUCCACCCCAGUUGGCUCUACGAGGUUGUCAGUUACUUGGGAAGAAGCAAGGCUGAAUGAGACAGAGGGCACCGGGUCUCUGUUUCAAAUGUUCUGUGGUGUCUAUAUUUGGGGGGAGGGGGAGGGUUAUGGGGGGAUGAAAGGGAGGGCAAAGGGAUGUCUUGUAAAAUUACCUUGAAUGUCAACUUCUGUUUGCAGAAUCAUGUUUUUGGAACAGAGAAUAAAGCAUUCCCAGGACUUGGGAAUCUUAGUUGUCUAAAUGGGAAAAAUGGCAUUUGCUUUACCAACUCCAUCCCCACAUCCUUUCUUUAUCCCUUUAUGCCCAUCUCA
Messenger RNA from Dromiciops gliroides (monito del monte), 2608 nucleotides. It is a transcript of the gene NXPH3, whose product is annotated as neurexophilin 3. The transcript has 2 exons. Lineage: Eukaryota; Metazoa; Chordata; Mammalia; Microbiotheria; Microbiotheriidae. The coding region runs from base 536 to 1294 and encodes 252 amino acids. Gene Ontology annotation, molecular function: signaling receptor binding. The record is from RefSeq and is a predicted model, not a curated record.